AUGGUGUACAAGUCGGGCCUUGCACCAGUAGACGACAUCGGAACCCAGCUUUACUACGAAGACACCGGACCUCCUACCAAGGACUCCACCGAGGCAUACACCACUCUGUUCCUGAUCCAUGGUGCAGUCUUCCAUAGCGCCAUCUUCCGCCGCCUGCACCCCCACGCACUGCAUCACAACCUCCGCAUCGUCGCGCUUAACCGGCGUGGCUAUCCCAGCUCCACCCCAUACACCCACUCGGAACUCGAAGCUCUGCGGGGGCAAGAUAAGGACGCGCAGGCGACCCGGCUGCGCGCCCUGGCUCUGCAGAUUGCGUCCUUCGUCCACUGGUUCGUCCAGACGGAGAAGAUAGGGCAGGCCGCCGUCCUGGCGUGGUCCGCGGGCAACGUCUUCGCGCUGGCUAUGCUCGCGCACGCGCAUACCUUCCCGCCAGAAAUAGCGGGAACCAUCGAACAACACUGCCGGUGUAUCAUCCUAUAUGACUGCCCCCAAUUCGUGUGCGAGCUCUCCUACGGCCGCACCCACCCGAUGUGGGAUCCCACCCUUCCCCCGUCCAAACUGGUCCCCACCCUCUACUCACUCAUGUCCGGCUACUUCUCGCACCCGUCUCCUCACUCCAGGAAUGCCAGCGGCCUCACCCUGACCCGGAACCCGUCCAAAACCCCUAGCAUCGACCGCAUGACCCCCGCCGAGCUCGCAAGUGUUAGCCACUGCUCGCCGCUGGACAGCCCGGACGUGCUGCUGACAAGGCUGCAGCCCGGGGUAAGGGUGGAGAAUUUGGUUGGGGCGCUCAGGGUAAGUGAGAGUGUGUGGCCGGACGUGCAGAUUAAGUUGGUACCCUGCAUGGAGAGCGCGUGGGAGAUGCUCACUGCGCGCUGGGAGAUCGAGAGGCGGCAUGAAGAGCUCAGGGCGGGCGGGGUGCCCGUCCGGACACUCAGCGUGCACGAGCAGUGUGGUGCUAACCACUUCGCGCAUUGGGAUAUCCCAGAAGAAACGAUGCAGUUCUUAGCAAAUGUGAUACGAUCGUAA
Messenger RNA from Gloeophyllum trabeum ATCC 11539, 1029 nucleotides. RefSeq lists its product as uncharacterized. The record is from RefSeq and is a predicted model, not a curated record. NCBI's taxonomy places the organism in Eukaryota, Fungi, Basidiomycota, Agaricomycetes, Gloeophyllales, Gloeophyllaceae. The coding region runs from base 1 to 1029 and encodes 342 amino acids. The transcript has 4 exons.